ACUUCAUCCCGCCUCUGCUGGAAGGGGUUCCACAAUCAAUAACAGCAUUCUGACAUAUUGUUUCUAUAACUUGUGUAUGCUAAUGUACUCUAACGGAGAGUUACAUCAUGUUCAUAUUUGGCCCUCGAGACACACAACCUUUCACGGUGUAGUUAAGAUUUGUGAAUCUGGUAGGAAGCUUGCCAUUUAAAAAUACCAUUCUGGCCGAAGUAUACAGAGACGUUAAAUGACUUAACUAUGAAUAGUUAAAAGAGUAUUCAUAGGAGACUGGGGAUGAAGCUGGCUUGGUAUGUGAGGUUUUGAGUCCGCUUACCAGCAACGCAAAAACAAAAAAAAUCCAACACCCCAAAUGCAUUAGCCUUCUCCACUACGCAUUAUUCGGCGUUCUGUUUCGGGUACCAAGGCGGAGGAAGGCGCACACCUGCAGUCUGCUCCACUCACAGUCAAUACCUGGGUCCUGUAUUUCCACCCCCAGGCAAAGUCUGGACUUCGAGGCCCAGGCCUGAGCGACAGAGAGCAAAAUCACAACCAUGGAAAGGUGUAUGGUGACGCACUCCUGUAAUCUCCACGCUCAGAAGGCUGAGGCAGGAGGACUGCCGGGACUUGGAGGUCAGAGCUUGGGCUAUGGAGUGAGAGACGUGAAAUGCGAUGUCGUUUCAAAAGAAAAACGUCUAAUAAGUGCAACACUGGACGCCUGCUAGUUUUUCAGGCAUCCUCAAGCGCAGCCCACACCUCUAGAGGAAACGCCUUUACCAGUGACGGCAUCCUGAGGGGCGGAGCCAGCGAAUUCUCUAGACGAGUCACUGCCCCAGCUGGCGAAGAUGGGGCCAAGCCUGGUCGCGCUGAAGUGACUUACAGCGCCCGCCUCUUUCCUCCCGGCUUUCUCCGGGCUGGGCUGGUCGCUCGCACCACGUGCCUUACUGGCCGUUACCCCAACGCCCUUCCCAGCUGCCUUCUGAAAGCAGCUGUAAAAUGUCGUGAAAGUCUCUGCCGCUUUACGGCUGCCUCUCCCAGAACUAGAGCCUCGGAGCGCCCACCACAGGUAGCGGCUCCUCCAGCGGAGUCGGCCGGAUGGACAGUUGAUCCCCUGCGCUACGCUGGCCUCUCCGCCGCGCCCGUGCGGGCUCCGGGCGAUGUGAACACAAGGCGGCUGCUGUGCCCCCACGCCUGGGGGCUGAGACGGGCGGCAGGUGCUUGGGAGGCGGGCGGGUGCCGGCCCGGCAGGAUGGAGGAGAGCAUGGAAGAAGAGAUGCUCACCUACGAGGCGAUGAUGGACGACCAGAACCACAACAACUGGGAGGCCGCCGUGGACAGCUUCGGGCAGCCCCCGCCGCCGUCUAUCCCGGACCGAGAACCCCCGGGGGGUCAGCUGCUCGCCGUGCCCUCGGACUCCAUGGACAGUAAGGGCCCCAAGGACGGGCUCCCGCUGGGGCCGCCGCCCCUGCCGGAGGCCAACGGGGUGAUCAUGAUGUUGAAGAGCUGCGACGCCGCUGGGGCGAAGACAGCCCCUGCCCCCACCCCCAGCUCCACCAUCAACAUCAACACCUCCACCUCCAAGUUCCUAAUGAAUGUUAUAACAAUUGAAGAUUAUAAGAGCACAUACUGGCCAAAAUUGGACGGUGCCAUAGAUCAGCUUUUAACCCAGAGUCCUGGUGACUAUAUCCCUAUAUCCUAUGAACAGAUUUACAGUUGUGUGUAUAAGUGUGUUUGCCAGCAGCACUCGGAACAGAUGUACAGUGAUCUGAUUAAAAAGAUAACCAAUCACUUAGAGAGAGUCUCAAAGGAGCUUCAGGCCAGUCCUCCAGAUCUUUAUAUUGAAAGAUUUAACAUAGCUCUGGGACAGUACAUGGGAGCAUUGCAGAGCAUCGUGCCUCUUUUCAUAUAUAUGAAUAAGUUCUACAUUGAAACUAAGCUUAACAGAGACUUAAAAGAUGACCUUAUAAAGUUGUUUACGGAACACGUUGCAGAAAAGCACAUUUACAACCUAAUGCCUUUACUUUUAGAAGCCCAGGCAACACCAUUUCAGGUCACACCUUCAACUAUGGCAAAUACUGUGAAAGGCCUGUAUACUCUCAGACCAGAAUGGGUUCAGAUGGCUCCAACUCUGUUUUCUAAAUUUAUCCCAAACAUUCUCCCUCCGGCUGUGGAAUCUGAACUUUCUGAAUAUGCUGCUCAAGAUCAGAAGCUUCAAAGGGAACUUAUACAGAAUGGUUUUACAAGAGGUGACCAGUCCCGGAAGAGAGCAGGGGAUGAGUUGGCAUACAACAGCUCGUCCGCAUGUGCAAGUUCCAGGGGGUACAGAUAGUGACUGCUGAAUGGACUCUUCUCCCGGAGGGAGCACACACUGGAGCUGCAGAAAACUGUUCAGGCUACAGUGGGGCCUGACCACUCAGGAGCUCUGUUGCAAGGCUGUUCUUGGAGAGGGUGCCGGACUUCUUCCUUUUGAUUUUUAAUUUUCAGAGACAAAAACAGUUGCUGCUAGACUUGGGGGUGAUUUUGAAAUGGGACAGUCUUUUAGUGAGUUUAUCCACAGAUUGUGUGAGGGGUAAGCACCUUGGAAAGUGGCCGUGCUAAGCGAAGUCCAACAGCCAAAAUCAGCAGCUUCCUCCAAAAGUACAAGAACGGAAGAAUCUUUUUUUCCUCUUUUCUUUUUUAAAAGCACUUGUUGUGUACGUUUGUGAACUUAGCACUUCAGUGUAUUGGUUUUACGUGUCAAGAGAUCUUUGCUUUAAUACCAAGCAGGUGUUGCAAUACAGUGUUUUCAAAAUCCAUGCUCAACCUGUUUUAAAAUAAUUGUUUAGCAUUAGAAAGUCUUGUUUAAGAAACUCCAACCCUGCUUUCACUGCAACCUUUCCCCGUUGAUUCACAGCUUUUUUCUACACUGUGCCUUGAGCUCUGUGCACUUUGCAAAUGUGUGACCGUGUUGUCAAGCUCACAAUGCCUCCUGGAGAGGUUGAUACCCCAAGCCAGCUCCACAAGGUACCUGAUACGACUUUGUAGCAGGAUCAGACUGAGAACAUGGAAACACUGCACACUGGUCAGCUUUGCACCCUGCUGCCGAGGGCACGCUGGUGUUCAUGUGGGGACCAACUCUCACUGAGGCUUUCCUUCCCCCGCCAGCACCUCCCCUGAUUUCACCAACCGCUGAAGUGUGGGUAGAGCCCUAGUUUGGGGUGGGCAGCCCCCCUGUUAUACUGUGGAGAUUGCCUAACAGUGGGAGCUGCUGUCUGUGACUCCCAAGGGAGCAAUAUAGUUACUAAAACCAAAUAUAGUCCAUGGUGAGUGGUUCCUGAUCUAUCUCAUUCUAAUGGGUGUAGUAAGCACUUGUGAAAGUGUACCUAGUGUCUUACAUCAUGCUUGCUAUUGUAGUGCGGUGGGGAGAGUUUGCUGGUGUUUAAAGGCUCUCCUUGGCUGUGGUUAAGCUGUAUUUUGUGUUUCACCGUACCAGCAGUCCUGUUUAGAUUCUCAGAAAAGUCUGAGACUUAUUCUAGCUGAUUUCAAAUGAUAAAGCAAAAUACAUGUAGCAAGGGAAGAAUACUUUUCUUCUUAGUUUUGCUUGAAUGUGCAGUGAGCAGAGGCUUUAUGUGGCCAGGAUCCACCAGAUCAAUACUGACGCCCCUCCCAGGCUGCCUCUGCCAGCACAGUGGGUGGGAGAGUUAGCAGUGGGACCCUGGGAGAGAUUGUCACCCAGUGGCAGUCCUUGAUUUGUACAAUGAUUGCUCGGGGUGGGGCCGGGGGGGGAUAGUAAAGACCAUCAGCUUUGCUCUCAAGUACUUAACCUAGAGUCAGGAGAUUGUGGUAGCUUUGUUUGGCUUCAUUGCACCGAGAGCAUCUUGGGUUGUGUUGGUGAGCCCUGUGUAAGAGCUCACAGGCUCUCACCGACCGCACAGCUUGGUCUGCUCCAGUGUUGAGGGAAAAUUCUGUUUUCUCACUUUUCUCAAUGGAAUGCUUGCCACAGUCUUUUAAAGAAUACCUGGAACUGGUUUCUCCUGGCGGCUUUAAUAGUUCUGAAAGGAGUAAAACUGGAACAUUCUUAAAGUGUGGGUAAGUUGUUUAGUAGCCUAAUAAAUAUACCCCAGCACUUUUUUUUUUUUUUUCUGGAAGAGGGCAUUCUUUUUUUAUUCAACAGAACUUUCCCAUAAAAGCAUUGUAUUACCUUGCAUUAAGGUCUCUGGAUGUUUUUGCAUUAUUAAGUUAAUGGGUAGCUAGUCAUCAUUUUAUGCUAGCAAAAAAUGGAGAGAGAGAAUUCAGUUUCUUGAGGUUUUUGCAUAUUGACUGCACCAGCUAUGAAUCAGAGUUGAGUCCCACCAAAGCUGGGUACUGCCAGGCCAACACAGGAAGGCAUGCAGAAAGGUGUGCAGUGGCCUGAGGGUUGAACUCCCUUGGGGGACACUGUGGUUUGCAAAACUUACUUAAGGUGAUACCGGCCCUGCUCAAUUGAAAUAUUGCUAGAAUUCUUCAUCUGCAAGUGUGAGGAAAUAGUUUGCUCCCCUCCCAUUUUGUAAUUUUCAGAAAAUGCUUCCUCCUCUUGUGUGCCUGUUUCUCCUCCAGUGCAGUGUACAGUGCCACCUUGGCCGAGGGCUGCUUUCCUAUCAGGUACUUAAAGCCAAACUCACUGUUCAUGCAGUUUGAUUGGAUAGUCAACAUAGGCAGCCGAUUUGGUUAAACUGACUAUUCUAUGUGCGCCUAAAAGUAGGCCUUUAAAAGAAAGCCAGAACCAAGCAUGUUGGCUUUUGCCUUUAAAACCAGAACGUGGAAGGCAGAGGCCAAAAUAAUGACACGUCCAAGUAAAUAGAUGGUGAUUAUUUUGAGAGGUGGUACACAUUUUGUACAUACUUUAAGGGUGGACCUUGAGCUUCAGUAACCAUGUCAUCUUGUGACCUCUUGUUACAGCUGUAUCCUGACCUUACAGGCUUAUUUUCUUUGGGACAGAAAGCAAAAUUUGACGUCGUAACUCUUUGCCUAAUCGCUCCUAGGCAGGGUCAUUGAGAAGACGCCCCCACUGGGGUGCAUGAAUUGUACAUUGCUAAAUUUUGUGGAAAAGUCACCUUUUCUGGUUCCCUUCACAAGUCUGUAGCCGCUCCGUAUCAUGGGACUGGGAUGAAAUGAGGUUCAUGUGUGUGGAGGUGAGGUUGCAGAGGAAUGGAUGCCCCUUGGCCCGAUGCUGUGCACACGCCUCCAGAGCUCAGCCCUGUCCAGCUGUCACUCCCCUGCUGUCUGUCGUGCUUUCUGUCGGCUUGCAAAUUUGCACAAGUGAAUAAUUCCUCAGGAAGAGUUUGCACAUGUAUCACCUCACCGUUCUUUGUGUAAACCAAAUGGGAUUAAAGGUUUUCAGCACAAAAGGCUGACUUGAAUGGUCUGUACACCUACCAGCAAAGGCCACAGUGAACUAGCAGACAGAACCGGUUUGCAGGUAACGUGGGCAGGAACACUUGUCUCAUGGUGUUUCAGCAGACAGACCUGUUGAUUCUCCCUGUACCCAGAGUAAAUAACCUUUCAGAUUUUAUUGUCUUGUUGAGGCUGCCUGUGUUUUCUUCUGUUUCUCUUCUAAAAGUUAUUUCCGUGAUUAAUAUUUGAGAGGCAUUGCCCUUGAACUAAAAUUCCAUUGUGUAUUAAGGAACUAGUAUUAAACUAAGCAUUAUUUUGUGAAUAUACACUAAUCUGAGAUAUUAAACAACUAAGGCAAAACAAAAACUCUGCAUUAGCCAUCCAGCCAUUGUUAGGAUGUUGUGAGUAGAUAUUUAUGGUGUGUCCUUGAAUGUUUAACUUGGAAUAUUGUCUACUUUUGUUCAAAUCUAGGCCUUUUAAGGGUAUGUUAAAAUUCAAGAUUGAAAUGUGAAGCCCUUGACUAAUACCUGUAAGAUGUUUAGAGGACCUUUUUGGUUGUAAUUACUUUCAGUGAGAGUGUGUAAAAAUCAAACUGAUUUUUAUCAGAGGUUAAAGUGAAGUGGUAGGAGUUCAUCAAGAAAGGCUCUCCUGUGCUUUCAUUACUGGGUUGAAAUUUGCCUCCACUUGAGAUCCCCAGAAAUGUAUGGUGGCAGGAGCCCUGUUCUUUCCUCAAGGGAAUGCCUCCUCCCCUGCUGUGAUAACCUCAAUCACUGCACCUCCCUCGUGCACUUGACCCUCCUCCAGGGCCAGUGGCAUCGGUCCACCCCUUGCUACUUCUGUGGAUGGUGUGAGUGUGAGAGCUGAAGGAAGUGCUGCUCAGAUCCAUUCUUAUAGGACCUGGGGGCACACUGUGCCCUGCUGGGAUUGUCUAAUCGCAGGCUGCACUCCAGUGUUAGAAAAAAGCUGGUGGAGACUUGCAGCGUGGCUCUAAGGUUCAGAGUUCUGUAGUUUGGGGAAAAUAAAUGCUUUGUAUUGCUUCUUCGGUGUCACCUCAGUAUUAUGACUGUACUAAAUGCAGGAAGGCGGCAUGUCUCUUAGAGUGUGCUUUGUUAAAUGGGUGCCCGUGUUUGCCUUCUUAGUCUGUCAAUGUUACAACCAUUUGAUUGAGAAAUUGGUAAAAUGUGAAGUUGUGGGGAACCCUGGCUAAAACCAGAAAUGCUUGUGUAAAAUGUAGAGAUCGAAUCAGGCAGGAGGUUUUUACCAGCUGCCAGCACAGCCAGAUCAAGGAGGAAGCAGCGAAGUCUCAUCUGCAGCGGCAUUUGUUGGAAGGCAUGGCAGGCCCAGCGCCGGUGUGCUGCCAUCUCAUUCAUUAACCCAGUGAAGACAAUGUGACUGAGGGACUGACUGGCCACGAUACAAAGCUACUGACUUGGGUUGUUUCCUUGUUAGGGUGCACCCUCUCACUCUAAAACAUUGUGGUUGAUGAGAAAUAAAUCUUGUACAGAUGUCCUUGAACUUGUUUUGUUAUACAGAUGUCCCUGGUCUUGAUACCUGUUAAAACAUGGAUAUUCAAAUCUA
Nannospalax galili (Upper Galilee mountains blind mole rat) is the source of this 6906-nucleotide messenger RNA. It is a transcript of the gene Cacul1, whose product is annotated as CDK2 associated cullin domain 1. NCBI's taxonomy places the organism in Eukaryota, Metazoa, Chordata, Mammalia, Rodentia, Spalacidae. Gene Ontology annotation, molecular function: ubiquitin protein ligase binding. The record is from RefSeq and is a predicted model, not a curated record. Gene Ontology annotation, biological process: ubiquitin-dependent protein catabolic process.